AUGGACGACUACAAGCCACAGAAACCGAACCUUCUCCAAUCACCGCCCAUCGACAUAACCGUCCCCUACGAUGCAGCCUGGGUCAAGGACAAGGUCAUACUUAUAACCGGAGGAGCAAGUGGUUUCGGCGCGGGCUUCGUGCGACAAUGGGUGGCCGGCGGUGCAACUGUCAUUGUGGGAGACAUCAAUGUGCAAAAAGGGGACGCACUCUGUCGUGACAUCAACAAGGACAGCAACAAUGGCGGCAAGGCGUACUUUUUACACUGCGACGUGACAGACUGGCAGUCGCAGGUCAACCUCUUCAAAGAAGCCGUCAAGAAGAGCCCACAUGGAGGCUUAGACUGCGUCGUUGCGAAUGCGGGAAUCGCAGGCCGCGACAUUCUUCAGGAAGGCGCAAACCUCGAUGCGGCCGAGCCACCCCCACCCGCCUUCAAGAUCAUGGACGUAAACCUUACGGGUGUACUCUAUACUACUCACCUCGCCUGCUUCUGGCUGCCCAAGAACCCUGGCUCGUCAGCGUGCAGCUUGAACUCAAAGCCUUCUACCACUUCCCCACGUGACCGUCAUAUACUACUGUUAGGCUCCAUUGCCUCUCUUGCACCCAUUGCAAUUCAGCCCCAAUACUGUGCCGCAAAGCAUGCAGUCCUCGGUCUGUUCAGAAGCCUGAGGGUGACCAGCGGCCUCCAGGGCAUACGCGUGAACCUUCUCUGUCCGUAUUUCAUCGACACGCCGAUUGUGACAGUCGGUGCGCGGUUCAUACUUGCAGGAGGCGGACUGGGCAAGGUCGAAGAUGUCGUCGAUGCAGGCACGCGCUUCGUUGCCGAUUCACGCAUACUGGGUCGGGCGCUUGUCGUAGGACCGAAGAUGCACGUUCGCCAAAAGGACAAUGGCGAGUGGGAGCUCAUCACCCCCGGCGCACCUGGCAGCAUUGAGACGGCAGUUUUCGAGCCUUACGCCGAUGAUUGGGAGGACCAAGAUCAGUGGAACCGUACUUUUGUAAAGAUUUUGAACAUGGUGCAGGCUGGAAGAGGCUGGGCUGGAUGGGCGCAGGACAUUAUCAAAGCAUCGCUGUACAGUCUGGGAUUCGGGCGAUGA
Alternaria atra is the source of this 1095-nucleotide messenger RNA. RefSeq lists its product as uncharacterized. The transcript has a single exon. Gene Ontology annotation, molecular function: oxidoreductase activity. Bases 1 to 1095 code for a protein of 364 amino acids. NCBI's taxonomy places the organism in Eukaryota, Fungi, Ascomycota, Dothideomycetes, Pleosporales, Pleosporaceae. The record is from RefSeq and is a predicted model, not a curated record.